GCCGGAGCCAAUGGCCGGGCCCCGACACUUGCAUAAGGCGGGCUCCAGAAAAGAAUUUUAGCAUUUUUUUUCUCUUCACUUUUUCCAGUGAGGCCCAGCAGCAUAUCGCGGAUAAUCGAAUUCCCCCGCAGCGGUACACAAUAGAUUUGUUUUGUCAUUUGUUUCGCCUCAAUCCAAUUAAUAGCGAUCAUCUUAUUUUUGUACCACCCAAGAAAAACAAAGAACCACCAGCCAUGUCUCCCUCCAAGGCUGUUGCUGUCGUUGGCAGCGCCGAGCUGGUUGUAAUCAACCCUGAUCAGACCAUCAAGGCUUCCAAGGCCCUCCUCUCCCACAUCAAGAAGGCCGCCGCUGAGCAAACCGAGGAAAGCGGCAAGAAGAACCUCCUCGGCGACGACGACGAUGCCGCCGAGACGCCUGUUUGGCUAAACGUCACCACCAAGCGCCACAUCACCGACAAGGCACGCCUGCAGCCCGGCAAGAUUGCUCUGCCUCACCCUCUGCUCAGCGCCGAAACCGAGCAGCUGUCCAUCUGCCUCAUCACCGCCGACCCCCAGCGCGCCUACAAGAACAUUGUCGAUGCCGAAGAGUUCCCCGCCGACCUGCGCAGCAAGAUUGGCCGUGUCAUUGACGUGACCAAGCUCAAGGCCAAGUUCUCCCAGUACGAGGCCCAGCGCAAGCUGUACGCCGAGCACGACGUCUUCCUUGCCGACGACCGCAUCAUCAACAGACUGCCCAAGAUCCUCGGCAAGACCUUCUACAAGACUACCCAGAAGCGCCCCAUCCCCGUCAUCUUCCAGACCAAGGCGCCCAAGGUCGACGGCAAGCGCAAGCGCACCAAGACCGAGGGCGAGGUCAACGCCGCCAGCCCCGAGAAGAUUGCCAAGGAGAUCACCAAGGCCAUUGGCUCCGCCCUCGUCAGCCUUUCGCCCACCGCCAACAUUGCCAUUCGCAUUGGUUUCGCCAACUGGACCGCCGACCAGAUCGCUGAGAACGUCGAGGCUGUCUCCAACGCCCUCGUCGAGAAGUGGGUGCCCCAGAAGUGGCGUGGCGUCAAGAGCAUUCACAUCAAGGGUCCCCAGACCGUGGCCCUGCCCAUCUGGAUGACCGACGAGCUCUGGGUCGACGACAAGGACGUCAUUGCCAACGAGGACGGCCCUACCACAAAGGCCAACAUUGGCAAGAAGCGCAAGUCUACUGGCGAUAAGGAGGAGCCUGCUGCUGAGUCUCCUGCUCCCAAGAAGGCCAAGAAGGCUGCUGCCGCUGAUAACAAGGCCAAGCCUGCCGGUAACGACGACAAGCUCGACCAGCAGAUUGCUGAGCGUAAGAGCAAGCUGCGAAGCGCCAAGGCCAAAUCUCGCAAGUCUAUGGAUGCGUAAUUGUGAAUGGGAAGGAAAGAAAGUUGCAUUUCAAUAGGUUUCAUACCACCUGUACAUGCCAUAAGAUGAUUUUCUGGCACAUUGGCGUUUUACGGCGUUUUGGGCAUGCUUUGUCACGAGUGUUAGAUAGAUAUUCACGACUAGAAAAAGUGUUACAUUUGCAAACUAUCCGUUAUCCAAUAUUCAUAUAUCAUGCAUGUCCCAUAAAUGUACAAUCUUGAUUUACAGCUCGUCGACUAUAUCGUCCUCGGAAACAGCGGGCUCUUGAGCGUCAAACUGACGGUUCAUAGGGCCAAAGUAGCUCUUGAUAGCAUCUCGCAGCGUCUCCUCGCCAAUACGCAUGUGCUCGCCCACAAUCGACUUGAACACCAGAGCGCCCUUUUGAUCAAGCUCGCGGAGGCCGAUCCAGUCUUCUCUGUAAAUAUUGCGCUUGCGCAGAACCACUCUCUCUCCAUCCACAAUCUCAUCAAACCACGACGACUCCUUGGGAAUCACUACAGUGUCGUUGGCAAACUGGUACAUGACAAACUUUGUCAGACCAGCAAGGUUCUUCUUGUACUGGGCAUUCUUGUCCUUGCGCUCGUUGUUAAUAUCAGCCAGGAAGCUUGAGGACUCGAGAUAUGAGUUGUAGUCCUCGGUAGGGCGGUAGUACUGUGCUGGAACAAUACUGCUCUGCGCAUAACUUCCCCAAACAUUGUACCGCAGCACAGCCAUGGCGCCCUUGCAGAGAAAGUCGGAGGGGGCGCAGUCCUUGAACUCGGUAAUGCCGUUGUGCUGGCUACCAAAUGUUACCAAGCUGCGAACAGGGGGUUUAUUGCAUCGCUCGAUGUAGCCGCGAAGAAAUUGUCCGCCUUGGGAGAAGCCGAUGGCGUCGACAGCGGGUGCAGUAGAGAGAAUAGGAUGGGCGGCUAGCGUCUCGCAGACUCGGCUGACUUGAUCUGACACGUUGCCAAAGAAGGUCUCUGAGCGGUCGGAACUCGCACCAUCUUUGGAUAGGUUGAUCGGAUAGAAGAAGGUGCCGGGGUUGAUUUCGUCAGCAAGCUCGCCAACUUGAAGGACGCCUUCGCCAGUCGCAUCGUCUCCGAGACCGUGCCACAGGAUGACGGGAAGAGGAGUGUCAUCGUUGUCGUCGUGCGAAGCUGCAAGAGCAACUGCAGCAGCGCCCAAAAUUAGUUGGAGCUUCAUCUUUGCGGUGUGUCGAUGGUUGUGCUUUGUUGUUGUUUGAGG
[Torrubiella] hemipterigena is the source of this 2603-nucleotide messenger RNA. The record is from the annotation of a GenBank genome assembly. Lineage: Eukaryota; Fungi; Ascomycota; Sordariomycetes; Hypocreales; Clavicipitaceae.